CCGGAGUGGAAUUCUCGUGCGCGUUAUUCAGUUUUGUUUUCUGCUUUAGUUCCCAUUAACGUAAAACUUAUCAGUUGCGCUCGGAAUUCGAAACGGAAAAGAACUUUUUCAACUUGAAAUUCGAAAAGUUUUCCGUUGUUGUAAAAUCAACCCACAGUGAACUUUUUAUUUUUAUGUAGGUUUUACGUAACAAGCGUUGUUUAAAAAAUUAUCUACAUGGUGUGUUUAUGCAAUAUGAAACAAUUUUUAACUUUUUUCUUAUUUUGUCUUUACUUUAAUAAUUAUUGUGUGUGAUGGUGUAAUAAUGUUUUAAACUUUUUUUCCUUUUUUUUUUUUGGAUUAUAUUAUAAAGUACUUUUAUAAUAAUAUUUAAUUGUGGAGCUUAUAACUUAUGGAAAUACAGGACGUCCGUUGCAAGUGGAAAGAGAGGAAAAACAUUACAAAAGUUACAGAGGAUUGAGAAAAUUAGGCAUUGCAGAUUUCGACAAAAGAAGAAUCCAUUUUAGAAUGAAACAAGAGCUGAUUGCCAAUGAGAAUAUACCGGUGUAUAUGUAUAUUUAAGUCCAAUAAGUAUUGUUAAUCUGGUAAAUUGAAGCUUCCAAAACGGCUCUACCGGAAUUAAGCCAUAGAAAAACCAUAAAGAAAAUCCAGUUGUCCUUGUUCAGGACAUCGAAACGGACAGAGACAAAAUCGAGAAUUUUCCAUCAACAACCCAAGUCCGCAUCGUCUUCGUCUUCGGUCAGUUCGGGUGGCGUCAUCGGUAAAGCUUCGGGGGUGGCGGUGACUUUGAAAGAGUGGUGGCGUGAUGUGGGGCUCUGCCCCAGCCGCCCCGCCACUGCCUCGACGGUAGGCUCGAGCGGUGGGCGCGGUCGCAUCAGACGGGGCCCUUUACGAUCCAUGGGCCAGUCGUUUAGCAUGUGCAAAUUUAACAAUUGCAGACAUAAAAAGAGUCUUCAGCUCCGUAGCGGAGGCAGUGUCGACAGCGCAGACUCGCGGAUGCCAGUGAGCGAUGGCGUGUCUCGAAAUCAGCUCGUCGGUACCGGUACGACACAGUACGAUCCCGAAUAUGCACGAAUGGAAGCUUGGCUGGACGAACAUCCCGACUUUGCGCACGAUUAUUUUCUCAGAAAAGCUACACGUCAAGUCGUCGAUUCCUGGCUGGUAUCCCACGCGACGCCGGCAUCGUCCAGUGCCGAAUUGUCCUCGCCCACUCAUGGAAUUCCGAGCGGUUCCCGAGGUGGUUCCGGUGCGACGACACCGGUACGAAAAAUUUCUGCCCACGAAUUCGAACGGGGCGGACUACUUAAACCGAUGAUCAGCACGGUCGAUGGGCAACCCACGUUUUUAACGAGUACAACAGAGGACCCUACAGGGGAUAUGAUUUCAGCCAGUCCUACGCCGAGCCGGAGACAUAGACGGAGUCGACACGAGUUGAGGCAAUUGGACGAAAAAGAAUUGAUAUUUGAAUUGGUCAAAGACAUUUGCAAUGAACUAGAAGUCCGAUCCCUCUGCCACAAAAUCCUGCAAAACGUUUCGACCCUUUUGCACGCCGACAGGGGCUCCUUAUUCCUGGUACAAGGCGAAAGAGGCGGCGGAUGUCAAGCCCCCCAGCACCAGAACGGCGGUACCACCCUCGUAAUAAGAAACCGGUGUUUGGUUUCCAAAUUGUUCGACGUUUGUUCGCGUAGUACUUUGAUGGAAAUGGAGAAAAAGGACGAAAUCCGGAUAGCUUGGGGUACGGGAAUCGUCGGUUAUGUGGCUGAAAGUGGCGAGCCUGUUAAUAUACCUGAUGCGUAUAAGGAUGACAGGUUCAACCACGACAUUGAUACCCUUACAGGAUACAAGACAAAAACUUUGCUGUGCAUGCCUAUCAAAGAUACCAAUGGAGAUGUUAUAGGUGUGGCACAAGUAAUCAACAAAAUGGGCGACCAACCUUUUACCAAACAAGACGAAGAAGUAUUUUCCAGUUACUUGCAGUUUUGCGGCAUCGGUCUAAGAAAUGCUCAUCUCUACGAGAAAUCGCAGUUGGAAAUCAAGAGAAAUCAAGUACUUUUAGAUCUGGCCAGGAUGAUUUUCGAGGAACAAAGCACCAUUGAACAUGUGGUUUUGAGGAUAUUGACUCACACUCAAAGUUUGAUUCAGUGUCAGAGAGUCCAGAUACUUCUAGUUCAUCAAGGAUCAAAAAUUAGCUUUUCUAGAGUUUUCGAUUUUGAAGCCAGCGAUCUUAGUAGUGAGGAUGGUGAGUCUAGGACAAGUCCAUUCGAAAGUCGAUUUCCAAUCAACAUCGGUAUCACCGGUUACGUUGCAACAACAGGAGAAACUGUGAACAUAGCGCAAGCAGACGAAGACCCCAGAUUUGACCCCAGCGUAGACGAUGGUACCAACUUCAAACACAAAACCAUUAUGUGCAUGGCCAUCAAAAACUCCUCCGGCGAUAUCAUCGGCGUCAUUCAGCUGAUCAACAAAUUCAAUGAUCUCCAAUUUACCAAAAACGACGAAAACUUUGUAGAAGCUUUUGCUAUCUUUUGUGGUAUGGGCAUUCACAAUACACACAUGUAUGAGAAGGCUAUGGUUGCUAUUGCCAAACAAAAUGUUACUUUGGAUGUGUUAUCUUAUCAUGCUACUGCCAGUUUUGAGGAUGCACAAAAAUUACGGAGUUUACGGGUACCUUCUGCAGCAAAUUUCAGGCUGCACGAUUUUGCGUUUGACGAUAUCAAAAUGGUUGACGACGAAACGCUAACUGCUUGUAUUAGAAUGUUCCUUGAUCUUGAUCUAGUCGAAAGAUUUCACAUGGAUUAUGAAGUCCUGUGCCGAUGGCUGUGCUCUGUAAAGAAAAAUUACAGAAAUGUGACUUACCAUAAUUGGAGGCACGCUUUUAAUGUGGCUCAGAUGAUGUUUGCCAUUUUAACGGUAAGUAACUUAUUGAGUAAAUUAAAAAUCAUUAUUAAAUCCAGCUUCAUAGGGACUUUUUGGUCCUAG
Molecule: messenger RNA, 2979 nt
Organism: Ceutorhynchus assimilis (cabbage seed weevil)
Lineage: Eukaryota; Metazoa; Arthropoda; Insecta; Coleoptera; Curculionidae
Source: the annotation of a GenBank genome assembly